AUGAGAACGUGUCUGCAACCGUCUUUGGGAUUGAGAUGCGACUGCACAGUACCCGAAAUCAAGGAGUGGAAGUCAAUAAGGGAUGCGCACAAUAGGGAUCGUUUGCGACCACAAUUAGGAUCGGCAGCGAGACCGAUUGCCGGCAUGCGCAGAACACUAUCGUUUUUGAACACGUCUCAUGUGUCAGGGCCGCGAGUGACAAACAUGGCCGAUGAUGACGACUAUGAUUUUCUUGACGAAAUUGAUCCUUUCAUCUUCUUUACUGGGGCGAAAAAAGGAAGAGCCAUGGACCUCGAAGAAGUCACUGGGAACUUCAAAGAAGUUCGAAGACACUCUCGGGGAGAGUGA
Messenger RNA from Cylicocyclus nassatus, 348 nucleotides. Lineage: Eukaryota; Metazoa; Nematoda; Chromadorea; Rhabditida; Strongylidae. The record is from the annotation of a GenBank genome assembly.